This is a messenger RNA of Amaranthus tricolor (Joseph's coat), 3986 nucleotides long. RefSeq names its product pentatricopeptide repeat-containing protein At2g17525, mitochondrial. The record is from RefSeq and is a predicted model, not a curated record. The transcript is spliced from 2 exons. Bases 177 to 2075 code for a protein of 632 amino acids. NCBI's taxonomy places the organism in Eukaryota, Viridiplantae, Streptophyta, Magnoliopsida, Caryophyllales, Amaranthaceae. Gene Ontology annotation, molecular function: protein binding.
AGUUCUGGUAAGAAAUUGUGAUAGUGUUUUGUGGAAUUAAGAGGUUUUAUCCAAUAAAUUACGUAAAUUACUUGCUCACAGUGCAGUAAACUGAUAAAAGAGCUCAACUAAUGAAUAUUCAUGUAAAUUUGUAAAGCAUUGAAGAGGGUUGCAAGCUUUUUCGAGUUUCAUUAGCAAUGCAUCGAUUUCGUAUUCUUCCUAUAAGUCAUGUUAGUAUUAAUCCAAAGACUGUCAGUUGUAUCCUGCAAUCAAAAUCCAUAACCUCAUUACCAUCCCCAGAACAAUUGUCUCAACCAACUCAUCAACACAUUAGCAGUUUAAUCUUUGAUCAAAGAUCCGCCUCAGAAGCUUUACAAACGUUUAGAUGGGCUUCGGAACUUCCCAAUUUCACCCAUAACCUUUUAACCUAUCGUGCUUUGAUUCACAAGCUUUGUGUUUUUCGUUCUUUUGACCGCUUGAUUCAUCUGCUUGAAGAGAUUCCUAGCACAGUUGGUUCACCCCCAGAUGAAGAUAUCUUUGUCACACUUGUUCGAGGCCUCGGACGAGCGCAAAAGAUUCGAGAAGUUAUCAAAGUGAUUGAUUUGGUGCAUAAAUUUGGUUUGGUACCAUCUUUGAAGAUCUAUAAUUCAAUACUUGAUGCAUUGGUUAAGAUGGAUAUUGAUAUUGCUAGGGGCUUUUUUAGGAAGAAGAUGAUGGAGUGUGGUGUUCAAGGUGAUGUUUAUACUUUUGGGACAUUGAUGAAAGGACUAUGCUUGACAAAUCGCAUAGGAGACGGGUUUAAGCUGCUGCAGAUAAUGAAGACUAGGGGUCUAACUCCGAAUAUAGUUAUAUAUAACGCUUUGCUUCAUGCCCUCUGCAAAAAUGGUAAGGUUGGUAGAGCUAGGAGUUUGAUGAGUGAGAUCGUGGAACCAAAUAAUGUAACCUAUAAUCUUAUGAUAUCAGCAUACUGUAAUGAACAAAAUCUUGUUCAGGCGCUGGUACUUUUGGAGAAGAGCCUUGCAUUAGGAUAUAUUCCUGAUGUUGUGACAACAACAAAGGUGAUGAAGUUACUUUGCAAUGUUGGCCGUCCAAAUGAAGCAGCGGAAGUCUUGGAAAGGGUUGAGCAAAAUGGUAGUAGAGUUGACAUCGUGGCUUAUAACACUUUGAUUAAAGCAUUCUGUAGUCUAGGUAAGGCAAAAGUCGGGCUGCAUUUUAAGAAAGGCAUGGAGAUUAAAGGCUGUCUCCCAAAUGUAGAGACUUACAAUUUGUUGAUAACUGGGUUCUGUGAGAAUAAUUUAUUUGAUAUAGCUCUUGAUUUGUUCAAUGAGAUGAAAAUGGCUGCUGUAAGUCCUAAUUUUGUGACAUUCAACACCUUGAUAAGAGGAUUAUGUUUCAAGGGACAAGUGGAAGAUGGAUUUCGGUUUUUGGAACUCUUGGAGGAAUUGAAAGAUGGUAGUAGGGGUCACAUUAGUCCUUACAACAGCAUCAUAUAUGGACUAUACCGUGAAAAUCGUUGGAAUGAAGCCCUUGACUUUCUAAACAAGAUGGUAAAAAUGUUUCCAAGGGCAGUUGACAGGACCUUAAGGAUUCUAAGUUUAACUGAAGAGGGCAAAACAGAAGCUGCAAAACAAGUUUACGAACAAAUUCUUCAGGAAGGUGGAAUUCCUAAUGCUAUUGUUUACUCUAGCAUGAUCCAGGGUUUUUGCAAGCGGGAGCACGUUCGAGAAGCGUUUCAGCUGAUGAAUGAAAUGAUUGGACAUGGCUUUUUUCCUGUUACUUCAACCUAUAAUAUUAUAAUUAAUGGAUUCUGCAGUCAAGGCAAAACAGUGAGUGCUGAAAAGCUUAUGAAGGAGAUGGAUGAGAGAGGCUGCUCACUUGACAGGGGAACUUACUACCCUUUAAUACUUGCUCAUUGCCGUGAACGGGACUUGCGGAAUGCGUUAAAGGUUUUCCAUCAAAUGGUUAGUAAAGGUAUUGAGCCUAAUUAUGAUACCUGGAAUACAUUACUGUGUCAUCUGAACCAAGAAGAAUAUUGCCUUGGUGCCAAUAAUAUGGCUCAUGUGCAGAACAAUGUGGAAUGGAUUUUGGAGACUUGAAUGUCGUUUUUCUUUCAGUAAUGUGUAGUUAACUAGAUUGUGCAAAAUUGGAAAACCUGUCUAGCCAUAAACUCAUUGUGACAACUGGUACACAUCCUUUUUCAGGAAUAGUUUUUUUUUUUUCCCGAUUUUCUUCCAUGAUAACCAGAGAAGGAAAGAUAAUUUUUGUAGUGGUUAGUUUUACUAGGAUUAUGUCCAAUGAUCAAAAUUUUUGAAAAGGCUCGCUUGGCCAGUUUACAUUUUCCAUAGAGAUCACUUUGUCUAAUAGCUGUGGAGAGUUGAGGAAUCUUUCAGUGUGAUUGGAAAUGUUAACAUUUAGGAUUCUUUUGUGAAUAGAACUUUACUCUACUUUCUAGGGAGGUCCAAGGGGUGAUCGAAGUAUAUUGCAUUGCAUAGUCUAGGGUAUCUUAUCGACAACUUUAGUUGCCAAUCCUUGAAAUACCUGUUCAUGCACAUAUGUAACUCUACAAACAAUAGUUAUAUUUUUUUUAGAUUCAAACUAAGACAUGCAAUUGCAUGUUAGUUGAUACUUAAAGGGAAGAAUGAGAGAUGAGGGUGGUGGUUAUUUGUUUGUUUGUUGAAAUUGUUCAAAAGGGUGUGGCGUUGAUGGUGGCUAGUUUCUGGUGGUUGAGUGACAGAGGAGGGUGUCCUGAUGGGGUUUAUGGUGGUGGUUUACUAGUGCUACUGCUUAUAGGCUCAGUGGUGGCAAUUCGGUGGUGGUGGUGGUUGAAUAAGCAAAUUUAAUUGAAAAGUUUCUGAAAGUUGUUCAACAUUAGCAAAGGGUUCUUUGGGAGAAUCUUUUUUUCAUUGUCCAAUGUCCACCAUAACUCAACCAUUUCCGUUUCAAGGUUAUUCAGUGGUAACUGGUAAGGAACACACCAUCAAUUAUUGGGGACAAUUUACUUCUGAGUGAAUGUCAAAUCAUCUUUCCAGAACCAUCAGUUUGUACAGUAGAGUCGCUACCAUAUGUUACACAACUAACUGCUUCUCAGAGUAUGCCUUCUUAUCUUGGAGAGUUCCUCUGUGUCUGGAUACGCAUGCAAUCUGGUGCAGCUCCUUCUCAACAUCAGCUAGAGUGUGAUAAUUAGGAUUCUGGUGCUGCUUAUCCCGAGCAAGCAGUAAAACCAUGUUCAUCAGAGGCACCAUUCUGUUGCAGAUCAGACAGGAACUUUGAAACUCCUUCAACUCAGCCAUAACACAUUUUAAGUUUUUGAGACCUGUAAGGAUUUGCUACCAUCAUAAUCCUUAAACCAGGCAUCAUGGACGACAUGAACAAACCCCUCUUUCUCACACCAAAGAUUAAAGAAUCUGAAAGGUUUGGAACAUGGAAUUGUUGGACUAAAACUGGAGUGUGUUCAAACUGUUUUUCAGGUAUAUCUACCAGUAUGUUUUAAAUCCUUCAAGGAGCAGUUCAAACAUGCAAGUUUUCAGAGGAAUAAUCUUCUGAUUGCUAACAGGUCUUCGCCACCUCUCAUCAUAAUCAGCAACACUCUUGAAAUCACCAAGAAGUAACAAGGCCCAUGACACUGCUUGACAAUAAUCUGCAAGUCCUUCAAGACAAUUGUGUAGAAAAAUGUGGAAGGUGUCCGGAGCUGCAAAAAUCACCACCAUUUACCCAAGUCGCAAGCGAAGAUAUAUCGUUAUAUCGACUCAUCAUGGAGGAAACUUAAACAAUUAAUCGAGGGUUCUGUUGGUAUAUACAAGAGUUGAUGUCGGCAUCAGUAAUGGGAUUUUUGGCAGGCACUUAGAUAUGAAGACAAUGGGAUCCUGAAAAGCAUUUUAAGGGUUCAUGAGAAAGAUUGAGUUCUGCUCAUCCGAUAUUAAGAUUUAUUUUUCGAUUCGUAGUAAAGGUUAGAGAAUCCUCUUUAGACAUACUUAGCACAAUUUGAUAUUGAACGGUUGUUUGUAAAA